GGAGGCGCGUCUCUUUGACGGCGAGGACCCGCUGCUCGAGCGCGCCCACCAGGAGUUCGAGCUCCGGGUGAACCACAGGGCGCUGAUGCGACUUGUGGCGGACUGGGACCUGCCGCGGGCGGGCGAGAGCGGCGGGAGCCUGGCGAGGCUGCCAGACCCGCAGGCUGUGGUCGCUGGUGUCCUGGAGCACUACCAGGGGAGCAGCGCGCCGACGGGCUGCUCCGCACAGCGGAAGGUGGCGGUCGAGGACCUGCGCUGCCAGGUGGCGAAGUUCCACUACGGGAUGGGGUCGAAGGACCCCAUCACCAGGGUGCUUUUCUUCAGCCGCAAGGCGAGCAGCGCCGGGCGCAAGCUGGAGGUGGACGAGGAGGCCAAGCCGCUGCGGCAGAAGAUCUUCGUUUUCUGGAACCCAGUUGACGCGCCGUCGGACGACCUCACCCUGAGGAGCCUCACGAAGGCGUUCCACAGCUGGGCGAAGAGCCAGGUAGAGGAGAGCGGCAGGCCGCAGGCUCCCAAGAGGCCACUGGCGGCGUCGCCGCCGCCAGCCCGCCCUAGGCGCGCGCUGAAGAUUCAGGCCUCCCUGGCGCUGUCCCCGACGAAGUGAGCCAGCAGCCGCUCCGUGGACCCGCUUCCCUCUCGGGCCCGUGCCGCUCACCGCGAGACAAGGGGAGGAGGAGGAGAAGAAGGAG
This is a messenger RNA of Prorocentrum cordatum, 689 nucleotides long. The record is from the annotation of a GenBank genome assembly. Lineage: Eukaryota; Dinophyceae; Prorocentrales; Prorocentraceae.